GACCUUUCCGUUAACGUCAAACAAAAACUGGAGAUUAUGAAACUUUACCUUGUUUUACUUGAUUCCACCAUUCUCAAAGUAGAUGGGAUGUCAAGAACUUGGGAUUAUCUCUCAUAACUCCAUAGAUCCUAAGGUAUAAAAUAAAUUGGAAAGUAAAGAUCUUCCCUGGAAUAUACAGAUACCCCAGAUGACCAUGGUCGUGAAUGUUUUCUGUCAAUUGCUGGUAGCGUCCAUCGUUGUUUUACAACUAGGAUUUUCAACUGCUCAACUUCAAAAUGCUCUUGUGCCCAGAUUGUGUUGGGAAUGUGACGAGGACAUUCAGACUUUGACGCCAAACUGUCCCUCCCCAUUCGACAUUACAGAUUCCACGUUUACGUUGAACUACACCAUAUGCCCCAGUGGGCAGUAUUAUUGCAAGAAGACAAUCAGCGAUGCAUUCAGCGGGGCCAAAGUGUCCAGAUCAUGUGCUGAGACUUGCAAAGAAUCUGAAGUCCUGUUUGGAAUAGGAGAAACCGUGUCAUGUUGUACGUCUGAUAAAUGCAAUGGUACAGUUAGAUAUACAGAAGAAUGGAUAGUCUUGGUCUUGUCACUUGGAUUUAUUGCUUGGAUACACUGCUUGAAAGAUUCAUUAUAAACCUUGGAUAUUAUAUUUCAAACUUGGAUGGGUUAGAAUAAAGGCUGGAUAAUAUCAAAGUUAAGUUUGGAAAAUAUUAAAACCUUGAUAGUUCAUGAUAACAUUGGAUAAUUCAGUGAUGAUUUAUGUGUGAAGUAGAUGACUUAUGACAUUAAAAUGAAAGAAUAUGUAGAAGUGUCAAAGCAUAUUUUGAUGAGAUGACCUCCUUUAAGAUAAUGAAUAUAAGUGUAUAUAUCUUACAAAUAACAUAUACAGCUUGUAAAAUAGUUGAUGAUGGAUAAGUCAGGGAGAGCUUGUGCCCAUAUUAUGUUCCAAUGUCCAAAGUCCACUUUGCCAAACAUUUGCCAAUUGCUCAUAUCACUUGAAUUGCCAUGGGCAUGCCAAGGGAUAUAAAUAUGGCAAGGAAUCAUAUGCGCCAAAUUUUUGGUAAAGGUUGCAUUCGCUAUUUUUGUCUGCCUUUUAUCAAAGGCACUCUUUCGGACUGUAUCAUACAGAUAUCAUACACUAUAGUCUAUGUAUCUUUGUCUCAUAACUUUUUGGAGAAACUAUACUAGUAUAGAAUUUCUGAUUUAUAUUACACAGUAUUUAUUUCCAGUUAUAUAAUAUGUACAUAGAACUUCAAUUAUAUUUUCAUAUAAUUCUUA
Molecule: messenger RNA, 1278 nt
Organism: Owenia fusiformis
Lineage: Eukaryota; Metazoa; Annelida; Polychaeta; Sabellida; Oweniidae
Source: the annotation of a GenBank genome assembly